Molecule: messenger RNA, 2015 nt
Organism: Nicotiana tabacum (common tobacco)
Lineage: Eukaryota; Viridiplantae; Streptophyta; Magnoliopsida; Solanales; Solanaceae
Source: RefSeq, a predicted model, not a curated record
GUCAGUGCAUAUAUCCUUGGAGAAUACAGCCAUCUUCUGGCUAGAAGGCCUGGAUGUAGUCCAAAGGAAAUCUUUAACAUCAUUCAUGAGAAGCUUCCUACUGUUACGACUUCAACAAUUCCCAUUCUUCUGUCAACUUAUGCAAAGAUAUUGAUGCACACACAGCCACCAGAUCCAGAGCUGCAGAAUCAGAUUUGGGCAAUAUUCAGGAAAUAUGAAAGCUGCAUCGAAGUUGAAAUACAGCAACGGGCUGUGGAAUACUUUGAGUUGAGUAAGAAAGGUGCAGCUUUAAUGGAUAUCUUAGCCGAAAUGCCAAAGUUCCCUGAGCGACAGUCUUCACUGAUAAGAAAAGCUGAGGAUACUGAGGCUGAUACCGCUGACCAAAGUGCAAUCAAGUUGCGUGCACAACAGCAAACUUCUAAUGCUUUAGUAAUGACAGACCAACGCCCUGCUAAUGGAACUCCACCAGUCAGCCAGCUAGGUUUAGUAAAAGUUCCAAGCAUGAGCAAUGUGGAUCGUGAUUCAGCAGAUCAAGGGGAGACUCAGUCAAAUGGAACUUUGACUGUUGUGGAUCCUCAACCCCCUUCGCCUGAUCUCCUGGGUGAUCUUUUAAGUCCUCUGGCUAUUGAGGGCCCUCAGCCUGAUGCUAACCAAUCUGACCAUAAUUUGGGUGCUGGUGUUAAAGGUGCUCCAACUGCAGAGGAUGCACUAGCACUUGCACCUGUUGAAGAACAGAUGAACACCAUCCAGCCAAUAGGAAACAUUGCAGAAAGGUUUCAUGCCUUGUGUCUUAAAGAUAGUGGUGUAUUAUAUGAGGAUCCAUAUAUUCAGAUUGGUAUAAAAGCAGAUUGGCGGGCACAUCAUGGACGACUUGUCCUCUUCUUAGGAAAUAAAAAUACCUCUCCACUGGCUUCAGUACAGGCUCAAAUAUUGCCUCCAUCUCAUUUGAGGGUGGAACUAUCAUUAGUACCUGAGACUAUUCCACCACGUGCACAGGUUCAAUGUCCGCUUGAAGUUGUUAACCUUCGUCCAAGUAGGGAUGUUGCUGUUCUUGACUUCUCAUAUAAGUUUGGAACCCAUCUGGUUAAUGUUAAACUUCGUCUUCCUGCUCUCUUGAAUAAGUUUCUUCAGCCUAUCUCAGUAUCUCCAGAAGAAUUUUUCCCACAAUGGAGAUCACUAUCUGGGCCACCAUUGAAGCUCCAAGAAGUGGUUAGAGGUGUAAGACCAUUGCCACUUCUUGAAAUGGCAAACUUGUUCAACAGUCUCCGGUUGAUGGUGUGUCCAGGACUUGAUCCAAAUACAAAUAAUUUGAUUGCUAGCACAACUUUCUAUUCUGAGAGUACGCGAGCCAUGUUGUGUUUGGUAAGAAUAGAAACGGAUCCAGCGGAUAGAACUCAACUGCGUAUGACAGUUGCCUCUGGAGAUCCUACACUGACAUUCGAGUUGAAGGAGUUCAUUAAGGAACAAUUGGUUAGUCUCCCUACAGCUCCUGGGGCGCCUGAACCACCCAUGCCUCUACAGCCACAACCACAACCAACAAGUCCACCACCAGCUGUAUCAGAUCCUGGAGCGUUGCUUGCUGGUUUGCUUUAAGUGGCUUUAAAUAUGUUGGGAAUUGCAUCCACAAUCAACAGUUGUAAAAUUUGUUUAUACUGCAAACUGAAACGUCGCCAAAGGCAAGAUUGGCACCUAACAACAUGAUGCAAGGGCUGGCGGAAGUGAGGGUGGCACUGAUUUACAUAGCUCAAGAUUGGGAUCUCGGAAGGGUUGGGUUGAAAUUUUGAGAUUCUUUGCACAAUAUGUUGUGCUUUGGUGAGGUUUAUAGGUUUAGAUGAUAGGGCCUAUUUAUUUUUUUAGUUCCCCUUCAAAUUUCAUGUUCAAUUCGUCAGGUUUUAGACCAUUGGUUUCUGAAGUGUCAAUAGCUCAAGUCAUUGUAAUUGCUGCUUUGGUCUGUUCCUCCCUAUGUAUUCUACAAGAAUUAUAAUGAGGAAAAAGAAGUAUUUGGCUUUGAUUGA